Messenger RNA from Emericellopsis atlantica, 1283 nucleotides. RefSeq lists its product as uncharacterized. Bases 1 to 1146 code for a protein of 381 amino acids. Lineage: Eukaryota; Fungi; Ascomycota; Sordariomycetes; Hypocreales; Bionectriaceae. The transcript is spliced from 2 exons. The record is from RefSeq and is a predicted model, not a curated record.
AUGCACUAUAGGGAGAUUGGUCGCGGCACCUUUGGUGUCGUCUUAACUGCGGACGAGCAACCUGAUACCGCCGUCAAGAAGAGCUUCAAAGGCAACGACACCCUGGCUGUUGAGUUCGAGCACGGCUUGGCCACCAGCUUCGCCGUGACAACAAGUGCGCCCAGCCUCGCACAGGAGUUUCCCGAGCCGGAUCCGUGGUGGAUUGCCAACGUCAAGGGGUUCCCAUCUACGAAUGGUGACAACGUGCCCAAUGGAGUGUUUCUGUUUGAGCGCAUCCCCCCAGUGCCUCGAUCCCUACAGGAAUCCCUCAUCCGUCGAUUUUGGGCAUCGCCCGAGGAACAACAGGCGGCGCUCAACGACCCUGACAACAGGGACUGUAUGAUACGCCCGUACCUGCCGGAAAGAUGGGCGUACUACGAAGCCAAAGGACGAAAGCGGCUAAACAAUGAGCAAAAGGCUUCACUGCGCAACUUCCAGGCGUACCUUGACGAUCUGCAAGACAUGGGCGUCGACUGCCAUGCGGUUGCGAGACAGAUUGCCCUCGGGCUGGCCGUUGGUCACUGGGAGGCGCAACAUGACAUGACCGACGUUGAAUUCGUCAUUGCUGGCCGGUACACGCCUCCACCGACGGCCGCUCGAUCCCACACGCUGCCACUCAGCGCCUACGACAAGCGAAACGACCUCGGCAACCGGACGAUUGUCGCAGAAGCUCCUCCAGCCGUCCAGCAUGGAUUACCAACCAGAACCCAGAUGUGGCUGGUCGAUUUCGACAAGUGCAACCGUGUCCGUGUCUGGGACGACACCCUGGCGCAGGACAUCCGGACACUGGCCCUCGGUAUCUGCGCCAACGACCCCUAUUACCCGAAUCCGCUGCCGGACACCCAGUUCGGCUGGGACGUGUUUGUCACUUUUACGGAGACGUACAUUCGUGCGGGGCGUCAUCUGCUGCAGCGCGCCUUUGAAAAGGUAGCAACAAAUGACGAACAGCUGCAAAAAGUGCUCAAACGGCCAGCCAUGGUGAUGAGGGAGUGGACCAGAACUGUGAUGAACGCCAAGAGAAACAACGAAAGGGACGUGUUUGACGCACGAAUGAGGGUGCGCAAGGAGCAAGGAUGGGUAACACCGGCUUGGGCCGCAGAAAGAUAGACGAGACAUCAAUACUUUGUGAGUCUUCUCGGGCAAUAUAUACAGCUUCAUCGAUUGUCAUAUCAUACUUGGACAGCGAUAGCAGGCCGCGUCGUUGGAACUUGGAAGUUACCUUAUGCACAGUUAGACAGUUGGCU